This is a messenger RNA of Euleptes europaea (tarantolino), 1000 nucleotides long. Its product is annotated as C-type lectin domain family 2 member H-like. Lineage: Eukaryota; Metazoa; Chordata; Lepidosauria; Squamata; Sphaerodactylidae. The transcript is spliced from 8 exons. Bases 1 to 915 code for a protein of 304 amino acids. The record is from RefSeq and is a predicted model, not a curated record.
AUGGGAGAUAGUUCUAGACCUACAACUGUAGCGGAAACAGAACUCUCAGCUGAGGAUGCAUGUGAAAAACGUGGAGAAGAUGUACAUCUCUUUGGUGUAGAGGAUCAAAUCCCACUUUGUGCAGUCUGCAGGGAAUCUGAGGCUCAUGAAUCACACACUGUGGUUCCCCGGGAACAGACAGCAAGUACGAGAAACCAGGAGACUGGAUGCUCACAGAGUGGGUGGAAGGAAGGUUCACGGCUGAGCACUUCUGGAAACUCAAACCCAACAUCUGGCUCCAAAGGCAAAGGAGAGGAACUCAGUGGGAAUGAGAAGGACCACACAGAUGAGCUGAUGCUGAUGGAGCAGUGGGUUGACUUCAACUUCAGUGAUAGCAAGGAAGAAGGAGCUCAAUCAAACUCCAGGACCCAAAACUCUAUCACUUUGAUCGUUCUGGUACUAUUCACCAUCCAGAUUGUGGGCUUGAUAACAACUAUCUUCGUUUUUACGAUGGCGAAACCCGACUUGCCAUCCUCCGUCACGGCCAGCCCUUGUUGCCCGCCUGGCUGGAUCACGGCCCAAGGGAGCUGCUUUCGCUUCUUGGACCUGGAAGGGGCCUGGGACGCCGGCCAGCAGCACUGCUCCUCCCUCGGGGCCUCCUUGGCGGUGAUUGGUAACGUAGAGAGACUGAGUGUUGCAGUGCGCCUCCAAGGACCCUCCGACCACUGGGUGGGCCUCCUCAGACAACCAGGCGAGAGCUGGAAAUGGCUUGAUGGUACCACGUUCAGCAACCAGUUUGAAGUGGAAGGAGAUGGGCAGUGUGCUUAUCUAAACAAUGGGGUUGUGAACAGCACUGACUGUUCCAUGGAGAAGAAAUGGCUGUGCAGCCAGAGAGCGAGACAAGAGAGGAGCCCCGGCCGCUGCAGGGGAACGUGAAAGCGAAUGGACUGAGCUUGCAUCAAAGGAGCUACCAGUGCCUUCCCAAGUUAUGAGCUGCCACUUGCGUGCGUGUGCGGUGGUA